This is a messenger RNA of Ceratotherium simum simum (southern white rhinoceros), 1087 nucleotides long. RefSeq names its product ORAI calcium release-activated calcium modulator 2 (gene ORAI2). Lineage: Eukaryota; Metazoa; Chordata; Mammalia; Perissodactyla; Rhinocerotidae. Gene Ontology annotation, cellular component: membrane. Gene Ontology annotation, biological process: store-operated calcium entry. The record is from RefSeq and is a predicted model, not a curated record. Gene Ontology annotation, molecular function: store-operated calcium channel activity.
GCCGGGCCACGGGGCCACCGGGCCACACGGCCACGCCAGUGCCGCCUGCCGCGAGCCGGAGCCCGAGCCGGAGCCGGAGCCGGGCGGGGCAGGCAGGGCAGCUCGCCUGGCUCCCACCAUGAGCGCUGAGCUCAGCGUGCCUGUGGACCCCUCCACCCCUGCCUGCUCUGAGCCUGGCCACAAGGGCAUGGAUUACCGCGACUGGGUCCGCCGCAGCUACCUGGAGCUGGUCACCUCCAACCACCACUCUGUGCAGGCCCUCUCCUGGAGGAAGCUUUAUCUGAGCAGGGCCAAGCUGAAGGCCUCCAGCCGGACCUCCGCCCUCCUCUCGGGCUUUGCCAUGGUGGCCAUGGUGGAGGUGCAGCUGGAGACGCAGUACCAGUACCCGCGGCCGCUGCUCAUCGCCUUCAGCGCUUGCACCACGGUGCUGGUGGCCGUGCACCUCUUCGCCCUGCUCAUCAGCACGUGCAUCCUGCCCAACGUGGAGGCCGUGAGCAACAUCCACAACCUCAACUCCAUCAGCGAGUCGCCGCACGAGCGCAUGCACCCCUACAUCGAGCUGGCCUGGGGCUUCUCCACCGUGCUGGGCAUCCUGCUCUUCCUGGCCGAGGUGGUGCUGCUCUGCUGGAUCAAGUUCCUGCCGGUGGACGCACGCCACCAGCCCGGCCACCCGGCAGGCCCCGGCGGCCACACGGGCUGGCAGGCCGCCCUUGUGUCCACCAUCAUCAUGGUGCCCGUGGGCCUCAUCUUCGUAGUCUUCACCAUCCACUUCUACCGCUCACUGGUGCGCCACAAAACUGAGCGGCACAACCGUGAGAUCGAGGAGCUACACAAGCUCAAGGUGCAGCUGGAUGGGCACGAGCGCAGCCUGCAGGUCGUGUGAGGUGCGGCCCCGAGGGCUGAGGCCACUGCGGCCGGCACAGAUCGCCUGCGUUUUGGAGCAUUUCAAAAAUGCAUAUUGCUAAAGAGGCUACCUACACACUGCCAGAUAGGUCAGGACCAAAGUUUUACUCCUGUCUUAAUGCUGUAAAACCCAGAUCAUUUUCCCUUAGAAAACGGAAAUCUUGAACUAAAUGAGAGACUCUGU